UUCGCGGUUCGCGACGUCACGCGCGCGCGCUCGGCACUCGCGCGCGCUCGUCGAUCGAGACGAGAACCGCGCGUCGAUCGCUCGCGUCGUCGUCGAAGCCGCGACGCAGAGACGGCAACGAGACGGACCCGCGUCGGCGCGAAUCUGAUCUCGAGCGCGACGGCGCGCGCGCGGUAGACGCGAACCGAGGUCGAGGUCGAGCCGGUCGCGAUGGACGUCGACCAGGAGCAGUAUUACGACGACGGGGGGGGAGGAAGCCGGAGAAGAGGACGCGGACGAGGCGAUCGCGGCGGAGAUCGACACCACCCGUACGGCGACGACGGCCACCGCGGCGGACGAGGCGGGGGACGAGGCGGGGGAGGACGAGGGCGAGGACGGCGCGACGACGGCGCGCUGUCGUUUCGUGAUUUCUGCUACAAGUACUUGCGCGACGACACCACGCCCGCGGAGGCUGAGAGGCGAUACGAAGAGUACAAGAAGGAGAAUCAAGAGGCGUUUUACGAGAGGUACUUUCGAGAUCACAGGCACGACGAAGGCGAACGCGCGCGAAAUGAUCCGCGCGUGCUCGUGGAGACGCUGAAGAGACGCGACGAGCUCGCUUGCGCCCGUGCGCACGAGUUCUUCGCGUCGAAAGCGGACGGGAGCUUACGGAUUUACGACGAAGGUGACGCGGAAGGAAAAGACGCCGACAUGGGCGAAGGCGAACACCAAGGUGAACACCAGCAGGAAAAGAGGCGCUCGAUGGUGCCCAUCGAAGCGUGGCACCCCACUCGCCUCGGAACCGACUAUAAGCAAACCGGUCGACUCAUCGCCGCCUUGGACGCGGAAAAGGGCAUCGACAACAAUCCAUUGUUGGACGGCGACGAAGACUCGGGGAUGGACGCCGAAGCCGCCGAGGACGACGUCGCCGCGCUCGAGGCGCUCGGAAACGAGGCUAGCACGCCGGAGAAGUUGGACGAGCGAUUGUGCUACUUGGUUCGCGUGCACGGCGUGGAUUACUACAGACGUAUCUCCGAAAUGCAACCGGUGACGUUUCUUGAAAAGCUUCCCUCGGCGUUCGCGAAGCGCGAUCCAAAGCCGGAGGACACCCCGGUCUCCUCGAUUGCGCAAAAUCCGUACGCCGUUCGUCUGUUCGCGACGGUCGACGCGAACGUGAAGCGACGCAUCGCGGAGGGCGAUCCCCAGGUGAAGAAGCUCGGCACGUCUGAGAUCGAGAGCAAGCUCGACGAGUGGAUUCAAUCUUGCGUCGUGAAACACGACGAGCAAAGAUUUGGUUGCACGUUGAGCACCAAGCUCUUUGUCGCGGAAGAAUUCGUCAUCAAGCACAUCAAGACGAAGCAAGCGCAUCACGUCGAAGACAUGCGAGAGCGGCUUUUUGACGAACAGUACCGCAAGAAUGUCGUCGAAUUCUUAAAGUACGACGAACACCGCAAGGAGAACAAAAAGGAUCACAAAAAGCGGUUCGGAGGGGUGAUGAUGAUGCAAGUCCCAGGCUCCGGACCCGACGGUCAGUUCGUGCAGGUUCCCAUGGGAACUGGCGGAGCGAAGAUGAUCAAGGGAAUGGCUAGGUACACGGACUUGGACGCCGCCGUCACUGAGAGCCGCGUCGUCAUCGAUUACGGCGACAUCUAAUUGCCGAUACGUUUAGAGAAAGGUGC
Ostreococcus lucimarinus CCE9901 is the source of this 1658-nucleotide messenger RNA. RefSeq lists its product with no specific name. The transcript has a single exon. Gene Ontology annotation, biological process: mRNA processing; primary miRNA processing. Bases 211 to 1632 code for a protein of 473 amino acids. The record is from RefSeq and is a predicted model, not a curated record. NCBI's taxonomy places the organism in Eukaryota, Viridiplantae, Chlorophyta, Mamiellophyceae, Mamiellales, Bathycoccaceae. Gene Ontology annotation, cellular component: nuclear body.